UUUCUUAUUAUAUACGUGAUCGUUUUAUUUCGUUUGAUUCAAACUGCGGAACCCUUGGGACGUAGCCUCAUAAUGAACAAACCCCUUGCUCUUGCAUGGUCGUGGAUGGUACGAAUUCGAAGAGAAGCAAGCGCCCUCUUUAAUUUACCAGCAGCGACCGAAGCCACCCUUGCUGUUGCAGCAGCUCUGGAAUUUGCCAGUGUUGGCGGCCUUGAGACCCUCGCAGUUUCCGUUGCCGCCGUUGAACUCGCCGUAGCAGCACUUGGAAGUGUCAACCCACUGGUUGCAGACGCAGGCCUUGCAUCCGGAGGCAUAGUUCUCGCACUGGCGACCAGCUUCCGCAACGCUGGCGAUAACCAAGACGAACAAACCGGCAAUGGCAGAGAUACGCAUUUUGAUGAUAGUAGGUGUGGGUGUGCUGUGUUUGCUUGAAGCUUGGGGAAGGAAGAUGUAGAAGAGUGAAGGACAGGAAUGAGGGCCGGUUAUCUCGUCCUUUUAUACGAAAAAAAAAAUGAGAAAGAUCCUGAGUUCAAGGAAUCGAAUCGAGGGUGCUCAAAGUACUCACUCUGCAAGGGAAAAAGACC
Molecule: messenger RNA, 584 nt
Organism: Gamsiella multidivaricata
Lineage: Eukaryota; Fungi; Mortierellomycota; Mortierellomycetes; Mortierellales; Mortierellaceae
Exons: 2
Coding region: 73-432 (119 amino acids)
Source: RefSeq, a predicted model, not a curated record